AUGUUAAGCAGCAGCGUUGCCAGCAGCAGCAGCUUAAUCAGCAGCAGCACCAUACUGUUGCCAGCUGCUGCUGCUGCCGGCCAAUCCGCAGCGUUGCAGCCAAAUGCCGCUGCUGCUGCCGUCUACCAGCAGCAAGCCAGCAGCAGCAGCAGCGGUAGCCAGCAGCAGCCAGUUGCCGGCCCAGCGUUGCUGCAGCAGCAGCAGCAGCAGCACAGCAGCAGCUGCUGCCGGCAGCAGCAACAGGCAGCAGCAGCCGCUAGCAGUACCAGCGAGCAGCAGCAGCAACCAGCAGCAGCACACCAGCCGCUGCCGUGUGUUGCUGCCGCCGGCGCCAACAGCAGCAGCAACAGCAGCAGUAGCAGCAGCAACAUCAGCAGCAUUAGCAACACAACCAACACCAGGCACCAGCAGCAGCAGCAGUUGCUAGCAGCAUUCAACAGCAGCAGCAGUUGCGUAGCAGCUGCUGCAGCACCCAGCAACACCAGCAGCAGCAGCACCAGCAGCAGCAGCAGCAGCAGCAGCAGCAGCAGCAUACCAGCACACAGCAGUCGCUGCCACUCAGCAGCAGCAGCAGCAUGCUGCUGCUGCCGUGCUACCAGCGUUGCCAGCACUAGCAGCAGCACCAGCAGCAUUACCGUCAGCAGCAUGUUGCCGCUGCCACCAGCAGCAGCAGCAGUCGCUGCUGCCACCAGCAGCAGCAGCAGUUGCUGCCGUUGCCACCAGCAGCAGCAGCAGCAGCAGCUGCCGCUAAUCACCAGCGGCAGCAGCAGCCGCUGCCACCAGCAGCAGCAGCAGCAGCAGCUGCCAGCUAAUCACCAGCGGCAGCAGCCGCUGCUGCUGCCGCCACAUCAGCAGCAGCAGCGAGCAGCUAGCUAA
Messenger RNA from Oncorhynchus masou masou (cherry salmon), 876 nucleotides. RefSeq lists its product as uncharacterized. Lineage: Eukaryota; Metazoa; Chordata; Actinopteri; Salmoniformes; Salmonidae. The transcript has 3 exons. The record is from RefSeq and is a predicted model, not a curated record. Bases 1 to 876 code for a protein of 291 amino acids.